ACUAGGAAGCGUCGUGAGGAGCUCCCUCAGUAAAUGCGGGUUUACAGUGGUUGCGUCUGUGAGCAAGUAGAUUAGUUUGAAUGGAUCGAGGUGUGAGGUGGUCGUAGAUGCAAUCAAAUUGCCGAUCAUUCUUAAAUUUUCCGUGAAAUUUCCCCUAAUCCUCCAAUGAUUCUUUUUCGUGUCUUGCCCGUUAUUUGGGCUGUUACUGCGAAGGCAGAUUUUUUCCAGUUCGAUAGUAUUUCAAACGUAUCAACAUAUUAUUUCAAUUAUAUUUAUUGUAAUAUCUGGGAGGGUGAGUGUCAACCGAACCAGGAUGAUGCGACCCAACAAGUACCUUCAGGGGAUUUCUGGUCAGUGUUCCCGCAGGACUACAUGCGCACUUUAACAGAGUGGUAUUGCAGUCUGGGCCAGUGCUGUGACACAGGAGACUGUCGGAUUACAAAUAAUAUCACAGGACUGGCGAGGGAUCUGGAGUUAAAACUUCAUGGGCAGCACCUGGCUCAGUCAGUUGUCCUGAAAGCUGUACAGGGCUUCCUCAGCAACCCUGAGCCCAACAAGCCCCUGACCCUCUCCUUCCACGGCUGGUCCGGAACUGGCAAGAACUUUGUGGCCCGGCUUGUUGCGGACAACCUGUACCGCGACGGAGUGAAGAGCGAGUGUGUGCGCCUGUUCAUUGCCCCCUUUCACUUCCCGCACGCCAAGCUGGUGGACGUGUACAAGGGACAACUGAAGGAGGCGAUCCGGGACACGGUGCUGCGCUGCCAGCAGGCGCUCUUCAUCUUUGAUGAGGCGGAGAAGCUGCACCCCGGCCUUAUAGACGCAGUCAAGCCCUACAUGGACCACUACGAUAACGUGGACGGGGUCAGUUACAGGAGGGCCAUCUUCCUCUUCCUCAGUAAUAUUGGUGGGACGGCCAUCAACGAUGUGACAUUGGACUUCUGGCACUCGGGACAGAACCGAGAGGACAUCGGAAUGGAAGACUUGGAGCACAGGCUGCGUUCUGAAGCUGUUGAGUCACAAGGAGGCUUCGCUCAGAGUGAGUUGAUGUCGGGUCACCUGAUCGACUUCUUUGUACCCUUUUUGCCGCUUGAGUACCGGCACGUGAAGCUCUGCGCCCACGACGCCUACGCAGCCCGCGGUCUGCAUCCCAGUGAGGCGAUACUGGAUGAAGUGGCCAAGGCCAUGCUCUAUGUGCCCAAGGAGGAGAAGCUCUUCUCUGCCCAGGGCUGCAAAUCCAUUCCCCAGAGAGUCAACUUCUUCCUGCCCUAAGGGGCGGGGUGCAAACCAGCGUCACCAUAUGAACGCUCCCCCAGACAGAGAUGAAGGAACAUUAACAAAGUGAAGGAAGAGGUCGUGGUCAGCUGACUUCUCUUGUACACUACAUGCCCACAGGGCAUGGAUUUUUCCACCCCUCACCCCGUGCUGCUUAAGACUGGUUCAUGGGGAGACUGGUUUGUCUUUGAGGUGACAUUCACCAACAAACAAAUGGACAUUGCACUGUUACCACCAUUGGGGGAUAUGUGUGCGUUUUUAUAGUUUUUUUGAAGUUUAUUUCACCCUAUGUCCAUUCCAUUCACAAGUUUAGUAUCAAUGUGCAUUUUAGUGAUUUGAUGGUCCUGUUCAGGUAAAUUCCCAAUUUACAUGUAGGACUUUGAAUGGUGUCUGUGAUGGCUUUUUAUUAUUCCAGAAUAAUAUUCUUGUGUUAUCUUGAAUCUACUAUGAGUAACACUGCUGUUGUUAAUUGUUGUUUUUAACACAUUGUUUUCACCCUAAUUACAAAAUGUUCACAUAAAUACUGAUGUAUAUACAUAUACAUGUGUACACAUGUACACAUAUACAUACUGAUAUCACUAGCAGCUGACAGUGAAGUUGAGUUUAGGUCAUGAAUACUCUGAGUGUGUUACUGUGUGUAAGCAGUGUAUGGAAUGAACAUCACAUAGGUCAAUAAAGGGUGAAUGGAAACAUUUUUUAUCAAAUAUCCAGCUGUAAGUACUAAUCAUUUUCCCUAGACACAACACAGCUGUUUCCCUUUUCUAUCACUGCAUUCAAAGGCACUAUUCAAUAUCUGAACAAAGGAAAAAUCUGUCAUUUAUUUGUGCAGAAACCAUAUCACAGUAUAUGAUUUCUCCCUUUUCAGAACAUUCUUCAUGUGGGCAGCAAAUACAGUCCAAGAGCAAUAACCUCUGCACAUGUACAGUGUUUAUUUCCUAAUUUUCUAAUGUACAUAGUUAUGUUUUUAAAAAAGCUGGGGUCUGGGGAAAUUGUCAGUAGAUGUUUAUUUGAUUAAAAUUGUUACAUGCAUCCUCCUCAAAUGCAGUGAAUGGUAGAAGGCUAUUCAUUAAAGGAAUGGUUUAAUAUUUGAAGGACAGACAUCUGGGCUUUAAGGAGAUAAGUGAGCGUGUUUUCUUGCAAAGCCUUUUGUAUCAUAUGUUUAAUUUAUUCUUCAUUGUUGUCAGA
Megalops cyprinoides (Indo-Pacific tarpon) is the source of this 2457-nucleotide messenger RNA. It is a transcript of the gene tor3a, whose product is annotated as torsin family 3, member A. Lineage: Eukaryota; Metazoa; Chordata; Actinopteri; Elopiformes; Megalopidae. Bases 166 to 1269 code for a protein of 367 amino acids. The transcript is spliced from 6 exons. Gene Ontology annotation, molecular function: ATP hydrolysis activity; ATP binding. The record is from RefSeq and is a predicted model, not a curated record. Gene Ontology annotation, cellular component: endoplasmic reticulum lumen; nuclear envelope.